AUGCAACCGGAACGCAAAUACAGGAGUAUUCUUCCAGGUCCUCCAGCCAACACCUCCUCGAGAUCCCUCAACGACGAUAAUGGGGACGCUACUUCUUCCACAAGCGGAGGUAUCGGCGGCCAGGAGGGGUCCAAAAGGAAGCGCCGAGGGACCGCCAAGGCGUGCAACAACUGUCGGGAGAAGAAGAUAGGGCGCCGCGGUCUGACUUGCGAGUACGUCGCCAUCUCCAAGACCAUUCUCAAUUCCAUCCCUCAGGGAAUGAAGCUGCUGGAUGAAGCAACAGCGAAGACCCAAAGAUACGCGGCGGAACUCCUCGCUAUCCUUCGUUCUCCCCCCGACGACCAGGUUCGCGACGUUCUCCAGCAGUUGCGCGCUGGCGGGGAUGCCUCGAACAUCGUCGCCGCCCUCCGUGGGCAGCUCCAUUCGGCCUACGAUGUCCCCUUUCACGGUACCCUCCAUGGAGUCCCGCCGCCCGACCAGAAUUCGCUCGAGUUCGAGCUGAUGGUGCGUCACUCCAUCGCCUACUCACCUUGGGCUCCGACGGAACUCCCGCAGCUAGACUUCGAGCUCUCUGCGAGGCCUGGCCAGAGCAUUGCGGUGGAGUCCCCUUCGGCGGCGUGA
Colletotrichum chrysophilum is the source of this 621-nucleotide messenger RNA. RefSeq lists its product as uncharacterized. The transcript is spliced from 2 exons. Bases 1 to 621 code for a protein of 206 amino acids. The record is from RefSeq and is a predicted model, not a curated record. Lineage: Eukaryota; Fungi; Ascomycota; Sordariomycetes; Glomerellales; Glomerellaceae.